AAUUUACUUAAUCAAACAAAUAAAAGACGGAAACUUUUCCUUAAUAAAUUAUGAAACUUAUAAUUUUUGUGUCCUUUAUUGGAUUAUUAGGCUUCACGUCUACAACUCCAACAAACCAUCGUCUUCAAGGAGUAAUCGAUGGAUUAAUCAACAAAACCAUUAAUAGUCUAGUCGCUAAGUUGGAUGACCCGAUUACAGUAGAUCAUAUUGCGGCCGAUUUACCUAACAAUACAGAUAAUAUAAGUGGUACUGCCAGUAUAUCAAACUUUUCCCUUGGAGGCCUCAAGAAAUUGGUGGCAACAAAAAUCGACGUCAGUUUAUUAGGCUUGAGCCUAAACGCCGAAAUCGCAGUGCCGGAUAUUGAUCUGAAUACCGAAUAUGAUGCCGACAUUGAAUUACAAAAAUGGUUUCCUUUGAUGUGGGGACGUGGAGUUGCAAUAAUGAAAAUUGGAGGUAUUGACGUUCGCGUGGGUGGAAAAGUUAGUAUGAAAGGUGGUUUGAGCAUAUCUAAUACCACUGUAUCGUUUACAAUUGGAAGUGCUUGGUUUAGGUUCACUGGUCUGCUCUACGACGAUGAAUUAAGUUACACUCUAAGCGAAAUUUUGAACACCGUUGUAGUCAGUUUUGUCGAUGAUUAUCAAGAAUGGAUAAGCAGUAUUAUAAGUCCCAUUGCUGGUGAAAUAAUUAAUGCUUUACUACAUAGUGCCAGCGAAUCGGAAGAGUUUCUUCAAUUGGCGGAUCAAUUAUUAGAAGAAGAAAUUAAUAUGCAUUAUACUGUUUAAAAUUGUAAUACAUUAUCUCAUUAGAAUCAAUGAA
Molecule: messenger RNA, 816 nt
Organism: Ceutorhynchus assimilis (cabbage seed weevil)
Lineage: Eukaryota; Metazoa; Arthropoda; Insecta; Coleoptera; Curculionidae
Source: the annotation of a GenBank genome assembly